GUGAUACUCUGCAUUUUAAGGAUUUGGGGUGGUGUCAGCUUUUCCAAAACCAAAAAGACUGGCAAAAAUUUAAGGAAAGGAUUAAACAGUGUGUUUAUCUGUUCUAAUUAGGCUAGCAUGUCGUGCUAACUAGCUCACUAUCUGCAGUAGUAAGCGUUGCUUACAAGGGCAAGGAGCAAAUCAUUAGGUAACUACAUUAUUGUCAGAUGAAGCAGGUUACAUUAUAAAAAUCCCAGUUCAUGACUCUCACCCACUCUAGUAUUUCUCCAUUGUGUGGAAGUGUGUGGAGUGUGUGAAAAUGUUUGCCGCUCUGCUAACGUCCUGCUCUUGAUGAGAUUUGGGGAAGUUUACACUCAGGCAACCCCAGCUCACAUUACCUGAGAUAGACUUCUGUUUACCCAACACACUGGUUAGUGUCCUCAUCUUAAAAGCUUUUUUUCUUAUAAUGUUAAAAGUGAAAACAUACUGUUUGAGAAUACAAACAAGUAUGUAAGCUAAUCUUACAUUUUUCCAUAUUAUACCAUACUAGCACUACUGAAGCACACUACACUGCAAUAAAAGAAUUGAAUAAUGCUGUUUCUUUAUUUCAUAGUCUUUACAUGGAAAUCAUGUAUGUAACAUGCAUUUUGUUUUAAAGUGAGUCAGCUUGAAAAAAGAAAAACCUGUUAGCUAGCUAGUUACAGCUGAUAAAAUCUAAGAUCAUUUAUGCUGGCAAAGUCAAUGUUAGCUGGCUAUAAAUGAGAAGUUGCUUCACCUACGCCUGAAAUCAAGGAACCAUUGCUUAAAAAAUUACCAAGAAUUUGUGAAGUGGUAUAGUGUUUGCCACAUUUUACAUUGGAAACAGCAUAUGUGACGUGCAAGAAUGGAAAACUUGGUCCUCGGUAACCCAGAAACCUGCAGGGGUGAUAGCGCUGAGCAUGUUCAUCUCCAAGUUCUUGUUGGAGGAAGGAUGUCAGAUGAGGAAGAAGGAAGGAAGGGUGUAAAGGAAGGAGAAGGAGGGAAGUGUAGGGAUUUUCCUGAAGAUGAAUAUGAUAUUCUGCCCAGUAUAAAUAGGUUUAUUUUUAGGUUUAUUUAAUAGGUUUAUUUAUAUACAAAAACUUGUUCUAUCCAAAUAGUAAAAAGUAUUUUCUUUAUUAGAAUGACCGUACAGAAGUUCCCUAGAAGUCACUGAGGUCUAGCUUGCUUUGAGGGCCAAACCGGUAUUUUUACAUGUUUUAGCAACUUGUUUGAGGCUAACAGCUACUGGUUUCCAUUCAUUUCAGUACAGUGUGAAAAUCAACAUGCAGGGACCUGAAACUUGAUGUAAUGUAUUGCUGAACAACGUUGCACGUUGUGUAACAGCAAUUACACAGAGGGCACACAGUAAUGUGGAUGUGGUAAAGAGGAGAAUGUGAGUAUGACAGCUCCUUAAAAAGCUGCUGUCAAAGGCAUAUUGUUUUCAUGUCAAGAAAUACUUUUUUUUUUAUACAAACAGUGACGUGUGAAGAGCCCAGGUGUGUAAAUGAAACAGGAGUAAGAGGAGUGAAAGAGUGUAGAGAAGGGAGGAGGUAUAAAGGAAGUAGGAGGGAGCAUGAGGGCAGGUACAAGAAGCUGGAUAAAACCUGUAAUUAUUAUCCUACGGAGUUUACUUAGCCUUUACUCGAUCUCUCUCUCUCUUGUCUGACACACAUGCAGUGUUUGUAUAGACUGAUAAGCUCAGGGAGAGAGAGCAAAAGAGAAAGAGAGAGAGAGAGAGAGGGAGGGAAGAAGGGAGGGAAAACACAGCCCAGCUGAAAGAGUGAAAACACACACAGGGGUGAGAAAACCUAUGAUUGUGUUACAGAGAGAGAAGCAGUCAGAUAGGUGCAUGAAUACACUGAAGCAGACAGAAAAAAGACAGAGGAAGAAAACUCAGAGUAAUUGAGACUCUGAGAGAGAAAGAAAGGUAAAGUGUCAGAGAAGGAAGGAGGAAGACGAAGUGAAAGGAGAUCAUGGCUCUGAAUGGGAAGGUGGCUCUGGUGACGGGGGGUGCUCAGGGCAUUGGGAGAGCUGUGGUCCAGUCACUACUGCAGAGCUCAGCCAAGGUGGCUGUUGUCGACCUGAACAAGACCUGCGGUGAAGAGUGCAAGGCAGAGCUGGAUGCAGAGUUUGGAGAGGGCAACUGCACCUUUAUUCAGUGUGAUGUGUCUAAUGGAGACACACUGAGAGACACCUUCCAGAGUACGGUGGACCUGUUUGGUCGCCUGGAUAUUGUCAUCAACAACGCCGGCAUCAACAAUGAAAAGAACUGGGAGAAGACCAUACAAGUCAACCUGACCUCAGUAAUAAAGGGGACCUACUUGGCACUGGAACACAUGAGUAAAGAGUAUGGCAAAGAAGGAGGCAUUAUCAUCAAUGUAUCCUCUAUGGCAGCCUUCAUGCAUUCCCCUCAUCAGCCUGUCUACACUGCUACUAAACAUGGAGUCAUUGGCUUCACUAGAGCUAUGGCGGACGCGUCCUCUCAGGGUGACUAUGGUGUUCGUAUCAACGUCCUGUGUCCGGCCUUCGUCGACACUCCUCUACUGCACUCAGUGGAACACGAGGACAACAUGGGAAAGUUUGUCAAGUUCAAGGAUGACUUCAAGCGCAGCAUGAACAAGUUUGGAGUUUUAAAGCCAUCACUGAUAGCAGAGGGCAUGAUGAGGUUGAUCAUGGACACCAAUCUGAACGGAGCAGUGAUGAAGAUUACCUGCUCCAAAGGAAUCCACUUCCACACCUAUGAACCCAUGUCUGCUUGAGCUUCAAAAUGCUGAACUGAGGAGGACUAUGCAGUGCUUUAACCUGUCUGACCGCAACACACCAGAGACUGGUUCAGGACAACAUCUGGCUGCUGGAAUUCAUAUCAGAACUGCAUCAGAGCAACGGAUCUUACUGGAAAAACUGACCUGAACAACACCUGAUCAUGUAUAUUCACCAAAUUGUAACAGCCUAAUUAUGCUAAUAAUAUGAUCCUGAUCAUCAUUGCUAUUAGAAAACAUCCAAUGUUUUCACUGCCAGCCAAGAUAUUAACCACUGGCAAACCAAAAUUAUAAAUGUGUUUUUCAGUAUAGUGUCAGUAAAUAUCUGACAGUCAGUGUCACCCACCUCAGACACGACUGAUUAUGCAGCUUCUUUGAUUAAACAGUGUUAUUAUAAGAACUGUAAUCGUUAUUUAACAGCUAGUUGAUAUGGUUUAUACAAAAAAUUUUAAAAAUCCUGUGGGAUAGUUUGAUAUGAGUGAUAUGGGACUUUUAUUUAUUGAUCUUUUAGUAACAAGACUGUUCCAUGAGCACUCUUGCAAGUGUUGAAGGGAAUAACACGGGUAUCAUAUCAGAGUACUGCCAGAGAAAAGCUCACUGAGUGUCCAAAUGAAAGAGGUUGAUUUUCUGGGAAGGUUGAAGGUGCUCAGUUUUAACUGUCUGUUAGAAGUUGAUAUUUUUUGGUCUAAAGGUAGUGCUAGAGGAAAGGUCAGAGGGUCUUAGGGAGACCUACAAGACAGGGAUAUUUGGGUGUGAUGCAGUGUAGCAGACUGGUUGUUGGAUGGCACAGAAGUUGUAGGGAGGUGGUUGGGGUGGAUGGAGUGUGUACAAACACAGGACAAUGACAGCAGAGAGAAGGAUUUGCAGUCUGAUCUUGGUAGAAAACUUUGUUAGUUAAUAUUUCCUUUUUGUGUUGAUUUUGAAAAACUAUUCAGGAGACAUUAUGUCGCUCUAACAAACAAAUUGGCUGUUGCAAAAGUAGUAAUAUAUAAAUGUAAUUCCUAGGAGAGAGGGCAGUUACCUAUGUUGCUAACAGAUUUGUUACCUACAAGGCAUGCUAAAUUGUAAAAAUGUUAACAGAGGUAAUCAGUUUGUUAAUUUAUAUUUUUAAUUCAACAUGUUUAAAUAAGUAUAAGGAUGGAAUUUAGUUAAGAAAAAAAUCUACAGUUUAUACAUAUGAAAAGUUAGUAGUGUAGAGAAUAGAAGUUAAUUUGAAUAUUGGUGACUGUCUCUGUCAGAUCUGCAGGGUCAAGGUUUUAGUUCUGACAUUCUAUUCAAAGAAUAUGCUAAAUCUUGAUGAUUCAGCAGUGGAAGUUUGGUAUACAGCAUAACAAAAAUGAUGUGUUUAUUAUUAGAAAUGUGAAAUCAGCUCAUUGUGCUACGUGGGUUGUAUGCACAUGAAUAAAGAAGCAUCAAAAACC
Molecule: messenger RNA, 4177 nt
Organism: Thunnus maccoyii (southern bluefin tuna)
Lineage: Eukaryota; Metazoa; Chordata; Actinopteri; Scombriformes; Scombridae
Gene: hpgd
Product: 15-hydroxyprostaglandin dehydrogenase
Exons: 8
Coding region: 1971-2756 (261 amino acids)
Cellular component (GO): cytoplasm
Molecular function (GO): oxidoreductase activity, acting on the CH-OH group of donors, NAD or NADP as acceptor
Source: RefSeq, a predicted model, not a curated record